AUGUCGUCAGAACAACUUUCACAGUUUGAACAAGCUCAAAGCGCAUAUCAGACCCGGGCAGAAGACUACGACAACUCAUGGCACCCGCAAUACACUGCCCGAUUCAUGAGUCUCGUCGACAUCAAAGCAGGGGAUCGUUUAUUAAUCUUGGCCUGCGGCACGGGUCUAGAAGCGGUUAUUGCAUGCCCGCUCGUCGGUGAUGAAGGGAAAGUGGUAGGUGUUGAUGCCACAAAAGAAAUGCUCGAUGUGUGUCGCAGGAAGCAGGCGAAGGAUGAAAUUCUAUCUCGUCGACUCUCUCUCAUCCAGUAUGACAUUGCAAAUCUCGAAUCUUGUGAGGACAUUGAAAAAGGCUCAUUUGAUGUUAUUAUUUGUUCGAAUGCCUUCAUUUUGUUCGAUGACCCGGCGGGCAUUGUUUCUCGGUGGACUGAGUAUUUACGAUGUGGAGGGCGACUUGUCCUGGAUAUUCCGCAUGAGAAUAACCCCCGACAGGGUCUGUUCAUGAAGAAUGUUGUAGAACGGAUGGGCAUAGAAUAUCCGGCUAGUCGGUCUUGGAUCGAAUCCGCUGAUUCAUUCCGCCAUAUACUUGAGGCACAGGGUCUGGAGAUACUCCGUGUGGAGGCGCUGGACAAAAAGCCCGGCAAGGGACAUGUCUACCUUGGUAAAGAGGAAAUGGACGAGAUGUUUGACUACAUCACGCAGAUGCAGUUUGCCGGAUACUUGGCCGGCGAAGAGUUUCGAAAUAAAGCAAGAGAGCCGUUUGAAAAGGAGUGGGAUGCGGCCGCAAUGAGGGAAGGUAGCGGCAAAGUGAGAGUUAGCUAUGUUCUCUACGUGUAUAUCGCUCGAAAGCCCCCCAGAAGAACCAUCCACCAUGGGAAAAACUAUACGGCUACGGUGGCCCUCACAGGGAAGCACCAACCUCAGCACCUCGAUCGACACACACCACCGCCAAAACCAAGACCCCGAGGCAGAACGACCCGAAAAGUAAUUCGAAUGGUUCACGGGGAAAUUGAGUUACCGGAUGACGCUACGAUCGCUGAGAUCCCAGAAAUGACUAUCAAAUGCGCAGCAAUGAUUAACGAUUUCAAGGUUGAAGGGACGGAGGAUGUUACAUAG
This is a messenger RNA of Pochonia chlamydosporia 170, 1113 nucleotides long. RefSeq names its product methyltransferase. The transcript has 3 exons. Lineage: Eukaryota; Fungi; Ascomycota; Sordariomycetes; Hypocreales; Clavicipitaceae. The record is from RefSeq and is a predicted model, not a curated record. The coding region runs from base 1 to 1113 and encodes 370 amino acids.